CAGCCGAAGUAGUGCCCUAGGUUAUGCAAUACGCUACGGAUUGGAACACAGCCCCAAGUCAUCUCGUUUUUAGAGUGCCGGAGACACAGAAAGAGAUUCAGACACGUACUUAGAGAUGGACGCAGAGCGAAAUUUCUGAUUGUUUAGAAACACUUCGACGAUGACGAGGCUGCAGAUGCUCUGAUCUUCAUCAUCAUCAUCAUCAUCGUCAGUAGUAUCCCAGACCUCUCCUUUGCUUCAUCAUGAGCAUUGGAACAAAGUGACAUCUCCCAUCUCCACACUAGUGAAAAUGAACGGUGUGGUUGAACGAUGUGCUUUGCUUUAUUUGGUGUGUGUUCUCAGCUUGAGCACUGCACAGGUUUCCGAUGGAAAUGCCACACUGACAGCGGGUGAGGCGGCGGACGGAAAGACGCCCGUGGUGCUCGGCGUGACGAGUCAGAUCAUCGCCCGCGAGGGGAACUGCGUCCUGAUCGACUGCAACGUCACCGGAGAGCCUUUCCCCAAGGUGCAGUGGUUCAACUCUCACGGACAUCUUCUGGACCCCGAGGCAAUCGAGGGAAAAUGGUGGGUUCUGGAGAACGGGGUCCUCAACAUCACCAGUAUCACCUUCGCAGACCGCGGCAAAUACACGUGCAUGGCCUCUAACGCCCACGGCGUGGCCAACUGCACAGUCACAGUGCGUGUGGUCUUCACCAACGGUGACAUGGGCGUGUACUACAUGGUGUGUGCUCUCAUUGUGACUCUCGCAGAGGGAAAAUGGUGGGUUCUGGAGAACGGGGUCCUCAACAUCACCAGUAUCACCUUCGCAGACCGCGGCAAAUACACGUGCAUGGCCUCUAACGCCCACGGCGUGGCCAACUGCACAGUCACAGUGCGUGUGGUCUUCACCAACGGUGACAUGGGCGUGUACUACAUGGUGGUGUGUCUGGUGACCUUCACCAUCAUCAUGGUGCUGAACGUGACUCGGCUUUGCAUGAUGAGCAGCCACCUGAAGAAAACCGAGAAGGCCAUCAACGAGUUUUUCCGCACCGAAGGAGCAGAAAAGCUCCAGAAAGCAUUCGAGAUCGCCAAACGCAUCCCGAUCAUCACGUCGGCUAAAACGCUCGAGCUGGCCAAAGUCACGCAGUUCAAGACCAUGGAGUUUGCGCGGUACAUCGAGGAGUUAGCGCGCAGCAUCCCUCUCCCGCCGCUCAUCAUGAACUGCCGUACUUUCAUGGAGGAGAUCCUCGAGGUGGUGGGGGUCGAGGAAAUGAGACACACCUUUGUUCGGCAGGCGCCUGAAGGUCAGGAAGGAAGUUCUCGUUCUGCCGGCAACGUUUUCGCUAUUCUGCAGGCUAGAGGCCGAGACCGAGACAGGAGCGGAUCUCCGACCGCCGAUUCAGACGACGCGUCCCUGCACGAGCAGCCACAACACAUUGCCAUUCAGGUGUCUAUUCACCCACCGUUAGACGAGGGAGUCUGUAACGUCGAGGCUCCGCCCCUCACAGAUACGGCCGCAUGCGCCACUUCUUCAGCUCAGGUGAGUGUAGAGACAGAGCCUGAAGAACAGGAGGUGAAGGUGGAGACAGAGGUGAAAGUGGAGACAGAGGUGAAAGUGGAGACGGAGGUGGAGACAGAGGUGAAAGUGGAGACGGAGGUGGAGACAGAGGUGAAAGUGGAGACGGAAGUGGAGACAGAGGUGAAAGUGGAGACGGAGGUGGAGACAGAGGUGGAGGUGGGGACGGAGGUGGAGACGGAGACAGAGGUGGUGGGGACAGAGGUGGAGACGGAGACAGAGAAAGAAGCAGAAAAAUCUCUGACAAGCCAAGUCCUCUACGAAAGCCAUGUGUAAUAUCCUACAGGAUGAUUCUAUUGCUAUGCAUUUCAUGAAUAAAAACGUAGUCUGACA
Molecule: messenger RNA, 1888 nt
Organism: Silurus meridionalis
Lineage: Eukaryota; Metazoa; Chordata; Actinopteri; Siluriformes; Siluridae
Gene: mfap3l
Product: microfibril associated protein 3 like
Exons: 4
Coding region: 290-1831 (513 amino acids)
Source: RefSeq, a predicted model, not a curated record